GGGCGGGGACCGGGGAUCGCGAUCACGACCGGGGGUCGCGACAGACACCCCCCUCGCCCCCCGCCGCUGCCAUGUCGGCCGAAAACACCGUGCCAGCAGAGGAUGGGCAGGAGCUGAAGAGCGUGGUGAGCAGGGUGGCCAGCCUGGCCCUGGUGAGCUGUGCCUGCGGCGCCGUCUCCACGGCGUACGCCUCCACCAAGGAGAGCCACCCCUACGUCAAGUCCGUCUGCGACGCCGCCGAAAAGGGGGUGAAGACGCUGACGGCGGCGGCGGUCAGCGGGGCCCAGCCCAUCCUCACCAAGCUGGAGCCGCAGAUUUCCACCGCCAAUGAAUACGCCUGCAAAGGGCUGGAGAAGCUGGAGGAGAAGCUGCCCAUCCUGCAGCAGCCCCCGGAGCAGGUGGUGGCAGGGACCAGGGAGCUGGUGUCGUCCACCAUGAGCGGCGCGGUGGGCCUGGCCCGCGGCGCGGUGCGGGGCGGCGUGGAGAGGACGCGCUCGGCGCUGAGCACCGGCGUCAGCACCGUGGCUGGCUCCCGCGUGGGCCGGCUACUGGCCACGGGGGUGGACGCGGUGCUGGGGAAAUCGGAGGAGCUGGUGGAGUGGUACCUGCCCGGGACGGGCGAGGAGCUGGCGGCAGAGGUGACCACGCCGGAGCGGCAGGGACGGCGGCAGAGCUGCUUCGUCCGCGUGGGCUCGCUCUCGGCCAAGCUGCGGCACCGAGCCCUGCGGCGCUCGCUGGGUGAGCUGCAGCGGGCACGGCACAGCGCCGAGCGGGUCCUGGCCCAGCUCCACCACAUCAUCGAGCUGAUGGAGCAGGGGCGGGAGGGCACGGACGGGCCCCUGUCCGGCACCCGGCAGCAUCUCCACCGCAUGUGGCUGGAGUGGAGCCAGCAGGAUGCUGUGCCCAUGGAGGAGGGCCAGGUGGAGGCGCGGACGCUGGCCAUGCUGCGUGGGCUCCUGCGCCAGCUCCACGCCGCCUGCACCCGCCUGGCCGCCGCCGCCCGGGUUUUACCCACCAGCGUGCAGGAGACGGCGGGACACGUCCGGCACGGCGUGGAAGGGGUACAGGCUACCCUCUCCCACGCCCACUCCUUCCACGACCUGUCGGAUUUGGUGCUGGCGCAGAGCCGGGAGACGAUGACGCGGGCGCAGUUGAGCAUCGACGAUAUGCUGGAGUACGUGGGGCAGCACGCGCCCCUGCCCUGGCUGGUGGGACCCUUCGCCCCAGCCCUGGUGGAAUAUCCGGAGGAUGUCCCCCUGGAAAUGGCCAAAUGGGAGGGUUGUAUCACCGUGGGGGGGACGCACCAGGUCCCCGCCACCCCCCCGUGACUCUGCAGCCAAGCGCUGAGCCACCGGCGCAACGCCAAACCGGGGGAGCGCCCACCCCACCCGCAGCAGUGAACCCCAUCCCCGCCGGGGGGGGGGGGGACACACGAGGUGACGAUGGACUCGGUGACCCGGCGCGGGACCCCCCGAUGCUGCAGCUGGGGACUUGUUCUGGGAGUGGGGGGGGGGGGGGGGGGGGACGGGGGGCACGUGGGGGACCUGUGCCUGUCCGGGAUUCCCCGCGCUGUCCCCGAGCCGGCGGAGCGUUGGAAUUUCUUGUCUUCAAAGCACUUUAAAGAGGAAGAAAACGACUUUUUAGGCCUUAAAA
This is a messenger RNA of Tyto alba (common barn owl), 1653 nucleotides long. RefSeq names its product perilipin-3-like. Gene Ontology annotation, biological process: positive regulation of triglyceride storage; lipid storage. The transcript is spliced from 8 exons. Bases 72 to 1328 code for a protein of 418 amino acids. Lineage: Eukaryota; Metazoa; Chordata; Aves; Strigiformes; Tytonidae. Gene Ontology annotation, cellular component: cytosol; lipid droplet. The record is from RefSeq and is a predicted model, not a curated record.